AAUUAAGCACAAUGUCGCCCAAGUAUACUGCCACAGAAAGCAGCUACUACCUAAAUUGAAGUUUGACUUUACUAUACAAGCAAGUGAAACCAAGACAUGCACUAGAGACUGCAAAUAUAGCAACAUCAACCAUGUUCAUGUUAUAUAUAUUACUAGGAACUCUCAACUACAUUCAUUUGAUUGAUUCUUGUACCAGUAAUACUGCAGGGGAUGCACUUCCCCCAUGUAAAUAUGUAUAGCUUAGAUUGAAGGGUUUCUAAAAUGUGAAACCUUAAGAGCAAGUUUGUACCUUGAGGUCUCAGCACGUACGUUCAAACCUCUUCUCCCCUAGUAUAGUAGGGGACCCCUACUAUACCUAAUGUAAUAAAGCUUGGGUCUCGAAGUUUUGGAGGGAAAGAAGACAUCCACCGACAGCAGUCCUACUUGAUAAAAUUACUCGAAGCAUCUGACAUCCUACACAUUUCUAUGGAAAUUUCCCAUGGUGAAACUCACUCCUGACUUUCCUUUUGAGGCUUUAAAUGUUUUUCGUCCGUUGAUGCCCAUAUUCAGUAACGAUCAAUAUUAAUAUUAAGCUCUUGCAUUGAAACCACACCAUGCCAGUGUCAGCUCCUAUCACAACUGUUCAGAAUUGAAUACCAUGCAUCUACCAUGAAUUGAAUACCAUGCACCUAUCACAACUGUUCAGAAUUGAAUACCAUGCAUCCACCAUAUCUGAUCCAUGACGGAUAUUAAUUUGCUUCACUAGAUACAUACACGUAAUAUGUAUUAUAAGUUUCUAUAUAUAGAAGGUAAAGAAGAAGCUGGCUGCAAAAACGUAUAUGCAAUAUGGGGGUGUGGUACACGUCGUGUGGAGAGUUUUGGGGGAGGGAAUGGAACUUACAAGAUGUAGCCACAACUAGUGGGCUUGUGCUCGUUCAUUGCCUUUGUCUAUUGGCACCCUUUCAUUUCACCUGGGGUGCAUUCUGUGUAUUCCACAUUCUGGUUUAUGUGACGGGUUUAGGGAUCACGCUGUCGUACCAUAGAAAUCUUGCCCACAAGAGUUUCAAGCUUCCAAAAUGGCUUGAGUACUUGUUUGCCUAUUUUGGGGUUCUCUCACUUCAGGAUAGUCCAAUUGCAUGGGUGAGCACACAUAGGUAUCACCACCAAUUUACCGACACAGAGAAAGACACCCACAGCCCCCUGAAGGGUUUAUGGUUUAGUCAUAUGGGCUGGAUCCUCGAUAGCAAUUCUCGAUUUGGAAAAUAUGGAGGACUAAAGAACGUUGGAGAUCUGAAGAGGCAACCAUUCUAUGUGUUUCUUCAUUGUACUUACCCUCUACAUUCACUUCUUCUUGGAGCUUUGCUAUAUCUCCUGGGUGGACUCCCCUUCUUCAUCUGGGGAAUGGGAGUGAGAGUGGUAUAUGUUCUCCAUGCAACUUUGUUGGUUAAUUCGGUUGGCCACAUGUGGGGAAAGCAAGUAUGGAAGACCGGUGAUUUGUCUCGGAACAAUUGGCUCUUGGGAUUCCUGGUGCUAGGAGAAGGCUGGCACAAUAACCACCAUGCCUUUGAAUUCUCAGCUCGUCAGGGUCUGGAAUGGUGGCAGAUCGACUUUACUUGGUAUGCGAUAAGAUUGCUUCAGGCUAUUGGGCUGGCAAGAGAUGUGAAGUCCCCAACUGAGACUCAAAAGCAACGAAAAGCUUUGGUUACUAGAACCAUGGCUAGUCAAGAUUAGGGUUUGAUGUAAUUACUUUGUUAAGUCAAAACUAUGUGUUGGUGUACAUUAGUGUAGAUCAGAUGCAAAUGUAUGAAAUGUUUUCGCAGUGCACGAAAUGAGAGCUAGCUAGAGAAGUAAAAAUCAAAGGAGCCAGCAUCUGAACUCACUUGCCCUCAC
Messenger RNA from Rosa chinensis, 1869 nucleotides. Its product is annotated as palmitoyl-monogalactosyldiacylglycerol delta-7 desaturase, chloroplastic. Gene Ontology annotation, biological process: lipid metabolic process. Lineage: Eukaryota; Viridiplantae; Streptophyta; Magnoliopsida; Rosales; Rosaceae. The record is from RefSeq and is a predicted model, not a curated record. Gene Ontology annotation, molecular function: oxidoreductase activity, acting on paired donors, with oxidation of a pair of donors resulting in the reduction of molecular oxygen to two molecules of water. The transcript has 5 exons. The coding region runs from base 826 to 1710 and encodes 294 amino acids. Gene Ontology annotation, cellular component: endoplasmic reticulum membrane.